AUCCAAGCCGCCAUAGAUCUCACAGCGGGCGCCGUUGGGGGCGCAGCGUGUGUGCUGACUGGGCAGCCCUUCGACACCAUGAAAGUGAAGAUGCAGACAUUUCCCAACCUGUACAAGGGCCUCACCGACUGCUUACUAAAAACCUACAACCAAGUGGGCUUCCAGGGCUUAUACAGGGGAACCAGUCCUGCACUGCUAGCCUACGUCGCCCAGAGCUCUGUCCUAUUCAUGUGCUAUGGCUUCUGCCAACAGUUUGUCAGGAAAGUGGCCAGAGUGGCCCAGAACCCAGAGCUGAAGGAUUUUAAGACUGCCACUGCUGGGUCUCUGGCCUCCGCAUUUGCUUCGCUGGCCCUCUGCCCCACUGAGCUCGUGAAGUGCCGGCUGCAGACCACGCAUGAAAUGAAGAUGUCAGGGAAGACAGCACAAAGCCAUAACACAGUUUGGUCUAUGGUUAAGAGUAUCUUCAUGAAGGAGGGUCUCUUAGGCUUCUAUCGUGGACUCCCCACCACUCUCGUCCAGGAAAUACCUGGCUAUUUCUUCUUCUUUGGGGGUUAUGAACUCAGUCGAUCGUUUUUUGCAUCAGGGAGACCAAAGAAUGAACUAGGCCCUGUCCCUUUGAUGUUAAGUGGAGGCUUUGCUGGGAUCUGCCUCUGGCUUAUCAUAUUCCCAGUGGACUGUAACAAGGCCAGAAUCCAGGUUCUUUCUAGAAUCCAGGUUCUUUCUAUGUCUGGGCAGCCAGCAGGAUUAAUCUCAACCUUUGUAUAUAUUGUGAGAAAUGAAGGAAUAUUAGCCUUGUAUUCUGGAAUGAAAGCCACUAUGAUUCGAGCCAUCCCUUCCAAUGCUGCUCUAUUUUUGGCCUAUGAAUACAGCAGGAAGGUGAUGAUGAGCAUGGUGGAAGAAUACUGA
Molecule: messenger RNA, 906 nt
Organism: Cricetulus griseus (Chinese hamster)
Lineage: Eukaryota; Metazoa; Chordata; Mammalia; Rodentia; Cricetidae
Source: RefSeq, a predicted model, not a curated record